AUGGCUGACUUAGUGACUAGUUUCUUGUACGAGAUUCUGAAAGAAGCAAUCACCAAGAAGUACCCAAGGAAGACAUGGCUAAUGCUUGUGUUUGAAGAUGCUAUCGAGGAGCAAUCAAUGAUGAAUGCAACUAAUGUAUACAAAUUGAAUUGGUUCAAGUAUAACCCCAAAAACAAGACUGAGACUCUCGGUAUAGGCAACAAGUGGGCGGAGGUAUAUAUCAACGUCCCAGCCACCAAGAGCAAGCAUGUCGUGGUGGUAGAGCUUUUCGUGCUCCUUUCUUUUAGUUCAGCUGCGGUGUCAUUGCCGAUCACGUUAAAGUUAACGAGUACUUUAGCUAUCAACAAAAAGGCUGCUGAUAGAAGUGUCAGAAGAGACGCUAUAGAUAGUACCGACAAAGAGGUGGACUCAGACGGCACAUGGGACAAGUGCGCCGAUAAUAGUAUGCUAGGAAAGGCAAUUAGAACUGGGAGAGUUCCAACUAGGUGUGAUGUGAACGAAGUUUUGCGCUUUGGCGUGAGGAUACGCUUGAUUGACGUUGAAGCAACCAUAGGCACCCCGGAAUGCGAAGGAGUGUGUGAGUGUGAGUGUGAGUGUGAAGUAGGCCCGGAUUGCAAUGAAGUAUCCACUAGAGCAUGA
Messenger RNA from Dujonia railenensis, 639 nucleotides. NCBI's taxonomy places the organism in Eukaryota, Fungi, Ascomycota, Pichiomycetes, Serinales, Debaryomycetaceae. The record is from the annotation of a GenBank genome assembly.